GAUCUCCAAGCAGAAAUGGCGAAGUAUUGUUUAUUGUCGGGGCUUUUACUCCUGACCCUGCUGUCAGACAGGAUUUCCGCAGACGACAACGUCGAGGGAGGGAACGCAACCACCACCUCCACGAGGGGGGGAAAGGCCAUCUUUAAUGUAGUGCGGUUCCCUAACGAUGCUUGCAUUGGAUCAAACAAAUUUAAUGGAACCUGUUAUACUGCAAGUGAAUGUUCUUCAAAGAGUGGAACAGCAGCAGGAGCCUGUGCAUCUGGCUUUGGAGUUUGCUGUACCUUCUCUAUCGCUUGCGGUGCUACAUCAUCCGAAAAUAAUACUUAUGCUGUGAUUUCUUCCUAUUCAACUUCUGUAGAUGCUAAUCCUUGCAUCUAUACAUUUUGCAGACAGAAUGCGAAUAUUUGCAAGCUGCGUAUUGAUUUUGAAUCAAUGACAACAUCUCUUCCUCAAGGGUAUGAGGCUACUGAUGAUGUUCGAACUGCACUUGCAAAUUCCUACAGGCUUGGCCAAUGUGUGAAUGACGUUGUGAAAAUUACAAACCCAGGUGGUCCCUCACCGCCUACGAUCUGUGGUGUGAACACUGGUCAGCAUAUGUGGGUUCCUGCCUCCUCAGCUUGUAAUCAGAUCAAUAUUGAUGUUGACACAGGGAAAACUACUCCCAGAAGCUGGACAAUAUCGGUUAAGCAGUUUGAAUGUGGAAGCACAUCUAUGCCUCAGGAUGACUGCCUUCAGUACCACACUGGUACAUCAGGACAAUUCUACUCAUUUGCUUGGGAUAAAUCAGUCACUACACUUACCACAACUUCUCAUACUCAUUUAGCGAGUCAGUAUUAUGACAUUUGCUUCCGAAGAGAACGAGGAUAUUGUUCAUUAUGCUUUACACCUCAUAUAACCAGUGCUACAGCUGCUACUUAUACUUCCUUUGGAGUGAGUGCAUCAGGAACUGCGGCAUCAUCACAAUCAGCAUUGUCUUCUCUCUGUGGGAUGAGUGCAGCAGCAACUACAGCUGAGGGUAAUCAGGAUUAUAUUGAGGUGAUCAACCUUCAAGCUACAAUUGGUACUACCAACACUGCUGGAGCAAACAAAAUCUGUGGGCAAAAGUUUUCAGGUGCCGCAGCAGCCACCGUUCCAGCAACUGCAUGUACAUGGUCUUCCCCUUUCAGAUGGGGAGUCAGGUUUUCAGAUUCAGAAGGCCUAGCUAUCACUGCAACUGCUAUGGCUGCAAACAAUGUACAUGAAAAUGAGGGAGUUGGAGGAAAUGGAUACAUGGGAUUCUAUAUGGACUGGUGGCAGAACAAGUGCUAAUAACAAUAAACAGCUGAAUCACUUGAUGCAUAACAUGUGCUAAAUCAGCUGAUAAACAGCUGAAUUACUUAUUGCAGACCAUGUUCUAGACCAGCUGAUAAAUAGCUGAAUCACUUGUUGCAUAACAUGUGCUAGAUCAGCUGGUAAACAGCUGAAUCAAUUGUUGCAUAACAUGUGCUAGAUCAGCUGAUAAACAGUUAAAUCACUUGUUGCAGAACAUGUGCUAGAUCAGCUUAAAACAACUGAAUCACUUGUUGCAGAAUGUGUGCUGGAUCAGCUGAUUAACAGCUGAAUCACUUGUGAAACAUAUGCUAUAUCAGCUAAUAUUCAGCUGUUUUUCUUGUUAAAAUGUUUUUGUUGCUAUUUUAUGUCUUAUUGUCGUUGUAUUCACUCAGUAGCCUAAAAUAUAUUGUAUCACUGUUCAA
Molecule: messenger RNA, 1733 nt
Organism: Eurytemora carolleeae
Lineage: Eukaryota; Metazoa; Arthropoda; Copepoda; Calanoida; Temoridae
Exons: 13
Coding region: 16-1308 (430 amino acids)
Source: RefSeq, a predicted model, not a curated record